AUGAAAGUCACCCUCCAACUGGGCCUCCUCGCCCUCCUGGGCACAACAAUAACCGCCCUCCCAGCCCAAUCCCAAUCCUCCGCAUCAACAUCCCCAUCCGCCGCUCCCCAACCCAAAACCACAUCCCCCGGAUGCGGAAAACAUAUCCCCCCCGGCCACUCCCCCGGCGACAGCUACCGCGCAAACAUGAUCUCCGACGACGGCCGCAACCGCUCGUACCUAAUCCACCUGCCCUCCAACUAUACAACCAACAGGCCGGCGCCCGUGGUGAUUGCCUUCCACGGCCGCGGCAAAGACCCCGAGUACAUGGAGAAGUUGUCGCAGUUUAGCAAUGAGGAUUUCAACCCGGAUGCGAUUGCGGUUUACCCGCAGGCUAUUGUCGAUGACUACUGGCACGUAACGUCCGGCCCGAACGAUAUCUCCUUCACCCUACAACUAAUCACCCACCUCGAGAAAAACUACUGCAUCGACCCCACCCGCGUCUACGCCUCGGGCAAGUCUAACGGCGGCGGCUUCACCAACGACCUCGCCUGCGACCCCGUCGCCUCCACCCGCAUCGCCGCCUUCGCCCCCGUCUCCGGCGGGUACUACCAGAACCUAACCUCUUCAGAAGACGAAUGUGACCCGAGUAGUGUGGAAAUCCAGUGCAAUCCGGGACGUAGCCGGGUGCCGAUUCUGGAAUUCCAUGGGACGGCUGAUACGACGAUCCCGUAUGCGGGAGGGGCGAGGCAUGGGUUUUGUUUGCCGACGGUGUCGCAUGCGUUGCGGCAGUGGGCUGAUCGGGAUGGGUUGGGGACUAGUAAUAAGACGGAGGAGUUGUGGGGUGGACAUGUGCAGAAGUAUGAGUUUGGCAGUGGGGAGUUGCAGGGAGUCGUUACGCAUUAUCGGAUUGAUGGCUGGAAGCAUGUGUGGCCGAGUAAGCAUGGGAACUAUGAUAGUUCCAAAGGGACGUACUUCGAUGCCGCGCCGGUUAUCAUGAAGUUCUUCAAGAGGUGGUCGCUGUGA
Aspergillus chevalieri is the source of this 1005-nucleotide messenger RNA. RefSeq names its product alpha/beta hydrolase family esterase. NCBI's taxonomy places the organism in Eukaryota, Fungi, Ascomycota, Eurotiomycetes, Eurotiales, Aspergillaceae. The transcript has 2 exons. Bases 1 to 1005 code for a protein of 334 amino acids. Gene Ontology annotation, molecular function: feruloyl esterase activity. The record is from RefSeq and is a predicted model, not a curated record.